Molecule: messenger RNA, 891 nt
Organism: Rhinocladiella mackenziei CBS 650.93
Lineage: Eukaryota; Fungi; Ascomycota; Eurotiomycetes; Chaetothyriales; Herpotrichiellaceae
Exons: 2
Coding region: 1-891 (296 amino acids)
Biological process (GO): mitochondrial L-ornithine transmembrane transport
Molecular function (GO): L-ornithine transmembrane transporter activity
Source: RefSeq, a predicted model, not a curated record
AUGGCCGACGGUGUUGAGGCCAUUGAGGCUGGUGAGGUCGGAAAUACCAGCUGGGUCAGAACCGCAAAAGAUCUCUUUGCGGGCGCUGCUGGAGGUGUAGCACAAGUGCUGCUCGAUAUUGUCAAAGUCCGGUUGCAAACAACAUCAAAAUAUCCCGGCGCCCUUUCGUGCGCAACAUCAAUCCUCCAGAACGAAGGCCCCUUGGCAUUCUACAAAGGAACCCUCACUCCUCUGAUCGGUAUUGGGGCUUGUGUCUCCGUCCAAUUUGGUGCCUUCCACUAUGCCCGCCGUGCUUUCGAGGAACACAAUUUGCGGGUUCAUUCAGCGGGGCCUGCCGAUUUAUCAUAUGGACAAUAUUACCUAGCUGGAGCUUUUGCAGGCCUUACGAAUUCUGUUCUUUCAGGCCCGAUAGAGCACGUCAGGAUAAGACUUCAGACCCAGCCUCAUGGCGUCAACCGUUUAUAUAGCGGACCGCUAGAUUGCAUCAAGAAGCUCUCUGCUCAUGAAGGCAUACUCCGCGGCCUGUACCGUGGUCAAGUUGUGACACUUUGGCGAGAGGCCCAGGCAUAUGGCGUCUGGUUCCUGACUUUUGAAUAUCUUAUGGCGCAAGAUAUGAAACGAAACAAUGUGCAACGGACCGAUAUCUCAUCACCCAAAGUCGCAUUCUACGGCGGAUUGGCCGGUGAAGCGCUGUGGAUAGCGAGCUAUCCGUUCGACGUAGUCAAAAGCAAGAUGCAGAGCGAUGGCUUUGGAAAAGAUCAGAAAUUUAAGACGAUGCGAGAUUGCUUCACGCAAACUUGGAAGGCUGAGGGGAUGAGGGGAUUCUGGAAAGGCAUUGGACCAACAAUGGUGAGGGCUAUGCCUGUCAGUGCAGGAACAUUUGCAGUGUAA